CUUCCCUCGGACAUUUCCAAAUAGUCGUUUCAACCGAUGAGACGCGAAUCACAGUCAUAUUCCAUCGGCACUCGAGAAUCAUUACAAUUAUGGCCCGCGGUCGCUUCAGCGAACGCCGAGUGAUAAACGGUAUUACAAUCUGAUAAGCGCUUCCGCGAUCACUUCGGCGAACGCGAAGUGAUAAGUACAGUAUUGAGUGAUAAACGAUAAAUAUCCGAUAAACUUCCGUGUAAUUCGGCAAGCGGAAGAAAGAAAUGCACACUCGUCGAUCGAUAAUCAGUCGAUCGUUAGCCGGAUACGUCGUCGCGGUGUGCGUCGUGUCGCUGUCAACGAGUCUCGCGCAAGUCGAAGGAAGAAAAUGCGUGUGCACGAACAAGGCUUGUAAAGAAGCUGGAGUGGAAAUCUGUAGAACGAAAUUCUUUUGUUACACCGAACUUAUUCUGACGAGUCAAGAAAUUGGCGAAAGCACGACUACAAGAGGAUGUACAGAGGUCGCCAGGCCGUUAUUGUGCGAAACAAAAUCCUGGAUCACAGGGUCGCGAUUGGUCAACUCUGUGGAACCGUCGACGAGUUCCCAGGUUCUCGUGCCCUGGCCCAGGUUGAAAUGCUGCGAUAGCCACGACUACUGCAACGCCGACAGUGACGAGGAGAACACGAGUACGUGGACACGCGAGAGAAAGCCUCAGAUGGAUCAGGCACGUUCCACGGUGGACCGCGAGACGCCGGGGAAUCCAGCAUCGACGAGUCGUGACGCAAUACAGACGAUGCAACCUGAUCGGAAGUCCGAGGAUCAAGCGGAAUCGGCCGACCGACUCCUUCGAAAUCGCGUCAGGGCGCUGCACGUUGCCGCCCUCAUCCUUGCCUUUGCGGCCCUCAUAUCCGUCCUGGCGUCUUGUUACGUAGUCACACGAUUCCUGAGAAGCAAUCGUUAUACGAUGGGCGCUGUAAGCUACUGAAUAUAAUUGCCGAAACUUAGGUAUAUUAUAAUUAUUGUAGGACAAUUGCGCUUCUUCCUCCAGCGGGAUAAAUUAAGACAUAGGAAUAACUGGGGAGGUCCCAGAAAAGCCACGUCACUCACGAUGGGUGACUCCGAGAUGCUCGACGUAUGCGUAUUUGACGAAGCUUCCCGAAGAAUAAACCAUCACGCUAGCAUCCUUUGUUCUACAUCGUCUGCCUAACGACGGGCCAUGUAGCUCAAAUUUCUUCACCGCUAUCGAGCAAGCCCCUCGAGGGGCGUUCGGUAUACCAGGUGCCUCGGCCGUUUCAACGUAAUUAGUCAUCCUCCAGGUUGCUGAGCACACAUGCACACGCAUCCUGCCGAUCAAAUGAAUAACGGCGGAGAAAUAAUGCACGCGCGCGCCGAAAACCUUACGUCCGAAACGCCGCAUCAUCGUGAAAAAAAAGAUUCCAUCUAACAUAAAUAAAACAACGAGGAGGAAGACGUCGUGACACCCUUCCAUCCCGCUUGUGUGUCGUCCGCCUGUCGCGAUUGCCAGCUGUGAUCUGACGCCUAAAAUAAGACGGCGAAAUUGUGUUUGACUAUUUUGCGCCUGAUGCAACUAGCAGCAGAUCCAUCACGCUGUCAUUGCUAAACUGCGUUUACACUUAAGCCCUUUCGUUUAAGGACGAUGUAUUACCACGAUGGAAAUAAGCCAAAGCGGCCGUGUGUUUAACGCGGUGCCGCGGAACGGAUAGCUAAUUGCCUCUGUUUAAACGGUAAUAAAAAGGUGGCCUGUCACUGUGUCGCCGAAAACGGCUGAGACUCAACGGGAAAAAGCAGGCAAAGACGCGUCGCGUCGCACCACUUUGGCGUCGGGAGUCAGGCGCCACCGCUCCCUUCCGCUCCGCAGUUCUCACCGACUUUCUGCCGACAGACUGCACGCACACUGUUUCACAGUGUCGGCUGAUCGGACGUUCGUGUGUACAGCUCACAUCGUUAAUGAUCGGCGGUAGCGGCGGAGCGGUGGCAUACGGAGCGGCAGGCGGCAGCUUUCGUUUAAAAACUAUUCGAGGCGAGUGCUCCCCCGACGCCGGGUGCCUGCUGGCUGGCUGACUGGCUCCGAGCGGCCGGCGCGACCAAGUGAGUCAGUCAGUCGUCGGACAGCGCCGUGCUUGCGAUGCUCCGGACGCUUUGAUCCACGCGGGAAAAAAAAACACAUGCCUGAUCCUUGGAAGAUCAUCAUCGUUCUGACGACGAACACGACGA
Linepithema humile (Argentine ant) is the source of this 2206-nucleotide messenger RNA. NCBI's taxonomy places the organism in Eukaryota, Metazoa, Arthropoda, Insecta, Hymenoptera, Formicidae. The record is from RefSeq and is a predicted model, not a curated record.